Messenger RNA from Lucilia sericata (common green bottle fly), 427 nucleotides. RefSeq names its product glycine-rich cell wall structural protein. The transcript is spliced from 2 exons. The record is from RefSeq and is a predicted model, not a curated record. Lineage: Eukaryota; Metazoa; Arthropoda; Insecta; Diptera; Calliphoridae. The coding region runs from base 125 to 427 and encodes 100 amino acids.
AGUUUCAGUUUUUACAAGACCAGCAUCCAAAUAUAGAUAAAAGUAUAAUAAAAUAAAAAAAAAACAUUAAAAACAAUUGUUAACAUAAAAGAAACGUUGAAACAAAUUAUUACCCCAAAUAAAAAUGAAAAUAUUAAAAUUUUCUCUUUUGAUUCUGUUGCUGUUAAUUGGUGAUGCUGUAUGUGGCAAAUUGAAAUUGGUGGCCUUCAAAGGGCCCCAUGCCGGUUUUGUUGGCGUUAAAUUUCGUAGCCCCAAAUUGUUGGGUUUCAAAAAACAUGGUCUUGGUUUCGGUCAUGGCUUAGGAGGUUUUGGUGGACAUGGCCAUAAAGGUUUUGGUGGAGGCGGCUUCCACAGCAGUGGUUAUGAACAUCAUGAAUACCAUCACAGCGGCGGCAGUUUUGGCGGUGGCGGUUGGUUUGGCAAAUAA